CGAGACUGUGAGUGUGUGGGGCAGGAGAAGUAGGUGCUGUGGGACACGUAGUCAGGGGCUGAAUCAGCAGAAACGGGCAGCAGCGAAGCCAGUGAGAAGUGAAAAGAUGUCAACAAAUCGAGGAAGUCAAGUGCGCACCAAAAGAAAUUCCACCACGAAUUUGCUCGUUCAGGCGAAACGCCCAAGAUAUGACACCCAGGUGGUGCCCAGCCUGGACGCCAGUGAGGGCGUGGAGGAUUCGGAGUUGGCCAGCAAGGUGUGCCUGAAGAGUAUUCCCAGGAGUGGCACUCCUGUCAACCGGAAGAUCAUGAAACGGGCAGGUCCGUACAUUCUGGGCCCGAAGCUGGGCAACGGUCCAGUGGAGAGCAUCGCACAGUACCUGGCCAGGAAGGAGAACACUGGAGACUACUAUCAACUCAAGAUCCUCGUCCUCAACGCCCAACCGGGAUGCGUGAAGUCACAAGAGGACGAAAAGCAGGGAAAAUUACUCCUGCACUCGGAAUACCAACUCCUGACCAUGCUGCAGAACGAGGAGGGCAUUAUUCGCUCCCAUGAGCUCUUCAGUGACAUUGCAUUUGAGGAGGAACCAGUGCCGGGAAAGGUGUCCGAAUACGUUUACACUGGUAAACUGAAGAGGCGGAUAAUUCUCGUAGUCGACUGUGUCACUGCGCACGAGUUCUGCGAUAAGACUUCAGUAUUUAUCAACUUGCAGCAAUAUCUUAUCAGGGAGAAAACACUGUCGGAGAACCGCACGCUCCUCAUCUUUUACGAGAUCAUCAAGAUUGUGGAGAAUCUCCAUCGGAAGAAUAUUGUGCAUCGUGACCUGAAGCUGGGCAAUAUUGUGUACAACACACUCACGCAAAAGGUCAUCGUGACGAAUUUCUGCUUAGGCAAGCAUCUGCUCAACGAGAAUGACUACCUGAGGGAUCAACGAGGCUCUCCGGCGUACAUUUCGCCGGACGUUUUGGGAGCAUCGAGUCAGACACCGUACAAGGGAAAGCCUUCAGACAUCUGGGCGCUGGGAGUUGUGCUCUUCACGAUGUUGUACAGUCAAUUUCCGUUCUUCGAGACCACGCCAGCGGCGCUGUUCAAGCGUAUCAAGUCAGCAGACUACAAAAUCCCGAAGAACACGAAGGUGUCGGAGGAGACACAGUAUCUGAUCAAAAACAUGCUGCACUUGAAUCCAGAGGAGCGUCUCACGGCCUCGGAGAUUCGGGAUAAACUCGAGGGCAUCAUGAGUGGGAAGCGACAGCAAGUGCUGCAGGUGGAUCAGGUGGUGCCGGAGAAUAAUGUGUGCGUGGAGGAUGUACAGAUGAAAAUCAAUCAGCCAGAUCCCACGCUGUCUAGUAAAGCGUUCACGGGACUUCUGGAUAAGGUGAUGAAUAGCACUACGAGUAGUCUGCUGAAGCCGCCGAACAUCUCUGUACAGCGUCUAGGUAGAGAUGCCAGGCGGCUUACGCCAGACGAACUGGGGCAAUUUCAGGGAUUGAUCAGGAAUAUGACAGACAGCAUAGGGAGGAAUAGGAAUCCCAGCUCGGCGCACAUUAAUCAGCAGAUGAGCAAUCUGUCGAUUAGAAACCGAACUGAUCGACAAAUCGCAAUUGUGCCCAGGCAGGAGGUGCGACGCGGUGGCGUAACUGAACUCAAUGGCAAUGGGACUCUCCAUCAGUUCUGCAUGCGCUCCAUUGUCAACACAGGACUGCAGCUGUACUACAACAACAUCAACCAGACGGCGAGUGGUUCGACGGGAGGACAGCAGAGCGCCCCCGCUCAGGGUGGGAAUAGCUCGAGUGGAGGCUUUGAGUUCUGGAAUCGCCGACGAUCUGUUGAUCGAUUGGCGAAUUGGCUCUCGAAUCUCCGGACAAUGGUGGCCACGCGGCGGAGCAAUGCCAUCCGUCUGGAUGAGCCCGCGCUGCGGCUGUUCUGUGCAAUGAACAAGAUGUACAAUCAGGGACGCAUCCCGUCGCCCAACGCAGACAGCCUCCAGGAGUUCAGUGGCGUGGUGACGAAUGACUUGGCGGAGAAGAUCGGCGAGUGGCUGAUUGCCGACUAUAGCAAUUUGGCAAUCGUGCGGGAUAUUUUUGGUGGCUCAACGGUAAAUGCCAAAGACAAAGUGUUUGAGAUACUGCGUCGCUGCGGUGUCCAAAUGGAAGUCACCAACGGAGUGACGGAGAUCAAGAGGGCCCAGACCAUUGAGAUGCUCAUCAUUCUCGCCUACAUGCUGAAAGCUUCGGGCUACAACAAUUCCUACUUCGUCUCCUGAAGCAGUGCAGCUGGUAUUGUGAACUGGACAGACUCUCCUGGGGAUCCAGGAAGCUGAGAGUCACGGGACUCUGGCUCAUGAGAAAAAUACCGCGUGUGAUGUAAAGAGUAAAAAUAAAAAGUAUAUAUAUAUCUCAACUGUGAGGCAUUUAAAUAUAGGCAU
This is a messenger RNA of Phlebotomus argentipes, 2425 nucleotides long. RefSeq lists its product as uncharacterized. NCBI's taxonomy places the organism in Eukaryota, Metazoa, Arthropoda, Insecta, Diptera, Psychodidae. Gene Ontology annotation, molecular function: protein kinase activity; ATP binding. The record is from RefSeq and is a predicted model, not a curated record. The transcript has 3 exons. Bases 107 to 2263 code for a protein of 718 amino acids. Gene Ontology annotation, biological process: protein phosphorylation.